AUGUGUUCCGAGAAUGGUUUUUAUUCCGAGUUGAUCUUUGACGCCAUGAUCACUGCGUCGUCUGCAGUGUAUGGCUACCCAGCGACUGCAGCCCGUCUUGGCAAUGAACCACCCGGAUGGAUCCCGAAACCGUGGGAUAAGUUCCCGUGGAUCGAAGUCUCAUUCUCGGAACCUGUGUGGUUGGCUAGACUAACGACACAGGCUCCAUCGUCUCUCUCGAUGAACAACACCAUCAUGGAGUUUAAUCUACUCUUAAGGCCGGACGAGAAUGGGCAUUGGAUUAAGCACCAAAUGAUUUUCCAAGCUAACUACUACACCAACAAUAGUGUACAGGAUUUCGACUUCGACAGAUCACUUCUUGCAAAAGAAAUGCGCUUGUAUAUCCGGACUGGUGGAUCAGUCGGGCUACGUCUCGAGCUGUUUGGAUGCAGAGCACCAACGAAUACAGAAUGCUUCAUGAACAGUGACUGUAAUCGUGAUGCGUCUUAUGAUCACGGUCAGUGCGCAUGCGUGGAAGAUAUAUCCACCAUUCUGUCACCGACACCAUCAACCUCGUGCCAAGAAUGCUGGGUACCACUUGGCCUAGAGUCCAAGGCAAUCAAAGAUUUCCAGAUAAGUUCCUCCUCAGAGAGACCGUCCACAGGGGAUCAAACAGGAGUUCGCCUCGGUGGUGAUGACGCUUGGUCUCCUGCAGAUAACGACCCAGCACCCUGGAUAAAGGUGACUUUUAACCAUAGUAUGAGAGUAAUGGGUAUGUCAACGGAAGGGCAGAUACUUUAUUAUUUUGACAAAGACUUCGCACAAGAUGCUACUGUUGAGUACGGUAACAACACCACUAAUCACUCCUACAACAUAGAAGAGGGGGGUCAGAUAAAGGUCUUUGAGUUAAACACAGACGCCACCGAGGUCGUCACACAUAUAUUUCCGUAUUCUAUCAUAACGGACUACAUCACUCUGCACAUUCUGUCACCACCGGCUGACAAGAUAGGUCUGGGUCUCGAGUUAUAUGGAUGCAGCGUUCACAACCAAGAAGAAAGCUGCUGUGGAAAUGUUGGUUGUCAUCAUCCAGUGCGUGAAUGCGUACGGAGAAAAUGUGUGAAUACAACUACAAACUCAACAUCAACUCCGGUUGCUUCAACUUCAACUGGACAACCAACCACCACAAGUCAACCAACCACCACUAACCAACCAACUACUAGCCAACCAACCACUAGUCAACCUACCACAAGUCAACCAACCACCACAAGUCAACCAACCACAAGUCAACCAACCACAAGUCAACCUACCACUACUCAACCAACCACCACUAGUCAACCAACCACCACUAACCAACCAACUACUAGCCAACCAACCACUAGUCAACCUACCACAAGUCAACCAACCACCACAAGUCAACCAACCACAAAUCAACCAACCACAACUCAAUCAACCACUACACACCAACCAUCGACAGUGGCUCAGUCAGUUUGUCCUCAAGUCAAAUCAUUGUCCACCAGCCCCCAAUCCAUUGGCCCUGAUGUUACUCCUCCAUCAUCGAUGUAUUCCGAACCGCCUGACACAUUUUUACAGGAGAUAGCCAGUGGUUUGUCUGAAGAGGAAAUAGCUGAGCUAUGUAGCGCCCUCGCAGGGGGCAGUGGAGCAAACGUGUCGCGCCAUGUCACCCAUGUUGGUCUCCAUGUUCUACAAGAGGCCACAGCAAACAAGAACACACCAAUCCCCCCGUCGAAUCUUGCUACUUCUGUUAAAUUCCUGGAAGCGGUUUCUAAGAUGAACCUUGAUGGGGUUGACUUCAACAGCUCAAAGCACAGUCUAGAGCAAAUGGCAAAUAUUGGGAGCAGCCUGAUGAAUCCUGUGCAUUCUCAAUCGUGGAGUGACGCAAAAAGCAGUGACGCUUUGUCGGGACCGUUUCAAGUCAUUCAGUCUCUGGAGGAGAUGGCCUUCAAAGUCGGACAGAACCUCGGCAAGGACGCGUCGGUAGAAAUCGUCACAGACAACAUCGGAAUCAACCUUUUUGAUAUGGCUGUUGAUGAGCUGCUCAUAUUCGGUUGGAACUGGUCCAGUUCGGAUUCCAUGUUCACGGCUUCAAUUGCUGCGCAGGAGUUCCGCACUAAAAAUUUACCUGCUAAGACGAGAGCCCUUCUUGUGGGUGGUGUGUUUAAGAACGUUGCAGCGUUGUCUCCAGGAGAGGUAGCCAAUAAAGACAUCAAGAAUGCCACAAAUGGAACGCAUCUCCAGCUACAGAGUGACGUAGUAACUGUAUUGGCAUCUACCUCAGGAAAAAUCUCCAUGGCGGUGUCGUUCUCAACUCCCAAAAAUACAACGCUUGUGGAUCUGAAAGCCAAUGAGAAGCCGUCUUUCACGUGUGUGUUUUGGGAUUAUGACGAAAGUGAUCAGUCGUCAGGGAGUGGGAAAUGGUCUGAUUAUGGAUGCUAUCUCGUUGAGGAAGGUGAUGACGCUGAGGAUAUACUCUGUUACUGCAACCACACCACAAACUUUGCUGUCCUCAUGCAGGUCACUGAAAGCACUUUACCGGAAGAGGACAUCCAUACCACCGUACUGAUGGUACUCACCUUUGCCUGCUCUGGUAUCUCCAUUGUGUCUCUCCUUAUUGCAUUGACAGUGUUCCUCUUCCUUGGGUCGUCCAUGGCUUCAGAACGUCUAACCAUUCACACCAACAUGAUGGCUGCUCUACUGAUGGCCAUGAUACUGUUCCUACUGGGUGUAGCAUCAGAACUAACUUUGAUUCCGUGUAAGAUUGUGGCCGUCGUCCUACACUAUCUGUUCCUAGCUACAUUCUGUUGGAUACUAGUGGAGGGGAUUCAUCUCUACAAACAAGUCAUCUCUGUGUUUGAUCAAGGGAAGAGCAAGAUGCCUUUCUACUAUCUCAUCGGAUGGGGUGUACCUGCCGUCAUCGUCGGUAUCGCUUUUGGGUUCAAGUCCAAGCUGUACGGAAGUGGAGAUCAUUGUUGGCUGACCCAAAAAGAUGGUCUGAUAUGGGCUUUUGUUGGACCUCUCAUCGUUGUAGUCACGGUCAACAUGGUUGUACUAAUUAUGGUGGUUGUCGUGGUUACCCGUGCUGCUGCCCUCAAGUGUCAGACCAAUUUUGAGCGUAUCAGAGCGGCCAGUAAGAGCGCCAUGAUGCUGGUUCCUCUCCUUGGUAUAUCCUGGAUUAUCGGACUUUUCAUCCAGUACAGCAUUGUCCUCCGCUAUGCAUUCAUCAUCUUGAACGCCUUGCAGGGUUUCUUCAUGUUCAUCUUCUACUGUGUGAUGAGCUCAGAGGUACGUACAGCCUUCCGUCACGAGUUGAAGAAAAGAGCAGAUCGAAGCAUGGAUGGAAGUAGAAGCGUGGCACCACGAACCAACGCCUGGACAAUAACCGACAAGAAAACUCACAUCCGACUCGUGAAGGUGUCACCCAGUUCCCAAAACUCGGACAGUGCAUAUUAGACCAAGCAUUGUCCGCUCCAUCCAUGGACCAAGAUGGACAAACUCAAUCUGGUCACUAUACAUAAAGUGCAAUAGACGCCAUCUUUACAGGCAAAUUGCAUUCAGGCUUGCAGGCGCGUCAACCGCUCAGUUUUCUAAUGCAACCAUGCUGUUUACUAAACAUCAGCCAACAAAUUUUUGGCAUACUGCUCGUGCUGCACGCCGUUCUUGCGCAAAACGCAAGGCUUCUUGUUUCAAAUUGCCCGUAAAGAUGGCCGAUUUUCGUCAUGUGGGAACUAGCUUAGCCUUGCUCAAGGCAGUCGGUUAUUCACUCCAAAAAAAGACCGCCGCUGUAUAAAA
Asterias rubens (European starfish) is the source of this 3786-nucleotide messenger RNA. RefSeq names its product adhesion G protein-coupled receptor L4-like. Gene Ontology annotation, molecular function: G protein-coupled receptor activity. Bases 1 to 3447 code for a protein of 1148 amino acids. NCBI's taxonomy places the organism in Eukaryota, Metazoa, Echinodermata, Asteroidea, Forcipulatida, Asteriidae. Gene Ontology annotation, cellular component: membrane. The record is from RefSeq and is a predicted model, not a curated record. The transcript has 24 exons. Gene Ontology annotation, biological process: cell surface receptor signaling pathway; adenylate cyclase-activating G protein-coupled receptor signaling pathway.